Messenger RNA from Penicillium cataractarum, 1839 nucleotides. RefSeq names its product GMC family oxidoreductase. The record is from RefSeq and is a predicted model, not a curated record. Bases 1 to 1839 code for a protein of 612 amino acids. The transcript has 2 exons. Gene Ontology annotation, molecular function: flavin adenine dinucleotide binding; oxidoreductase activity, acting on CH-OH group of donors. Lineage: Eukaryota; Fungi; Ascomycota; Eurotiomycetes; Eurotiales; Aspergillaceae.
AUGAGUCAAUUCGACACUGAGUCCUCCGCAGGGCUCGAAAAUGCAGUUUUCGACUAUGCUAUCGUUGGAGGUGGAACCGCUGGCCUUGUAGUGGCCAACAGACUCACUGAAGAUCCGAGUAUUCGAGUCAUUGUUCUCGAAGCAGGGACAAAUCGUCUCAAUGAUCCCCGAAUCAUAAUUCCGGGACUGGGGCUAGCAACAUUUGAGAACCCAGAAUUUGAUUGGAAUUUCCGGUCAAUCCCCCAGGAGCAAUUGAACGAUCGCAAAUUGCUAGGAAAUAAAGGGCGCACAUUGGGAGGUUCAUCCGCAAUCAAUCUGGGCAUGGUGGUUUACCCAUCUCGGUCAGGUCUCGAUGCCUGGGAAACAUUAGGGAAUCCAGGAUGGGGCUGGGAAGGAUUGUCGCCGUAUAUCCGCAAAUUCCAGAACUCGACACCGCCGUCAGACGCAAACCGUGAAUUCUUCAAGGGAAUGAGAUACGAUGAAAAGAGCCAGGGUGGCGCUGGUCCUGUACAGGUGUCGCUCGGUGACCAGUAUAUGCCGUUCCAUUCUGCAUGGAUGGAAACCUUUGAAGGACUCGGGUAUCCGCAAGUCGAAGAUCCGAUCAAUGGUGCUGGAACUGGUCCAUUUGUCACACCUGGUGCUAUUGAUCCGGUCACACACACGAGAAGUCAUUCGGGAGCAGCCUAUUUAGGUCAGGAUGUCCAGGCCCGACCCAAUCUAAGGGUCGUGACGGGUGCUUUGGUCGAGAAGGUCAUCUUGGAUCAGCAGAGUCAAGGUUUUGUUGCUAGUGGUGUCCGUUUUAUAAAAGACCAGAAGACUUUCACCGUUUCAGCCCAGAAGGAAGUUAUCUUGGCCGCGGGAACGACGCAAACGCCUCAGAUAUUGGAGCUGUCUGGUAUUGGAAGAUCCUCGGUUCUUCAGGCUCACGGAAUCUCUCCAAUCAUUGAGAAUUCCGGAGUCGGAGAGAAUCUACAAGAUCAUGGCAUCGUCCCGUUGGGGUACGAGGUGGCGGAUGGACUUCCCUCUGGGGACAUGGCAAGAGACCCUGCGGUCGCGGCAGCGGCAAUGGCUGCAUAUCAGAAUGAUGGCUCCGGUCCUCUGGGCAUGGCACCUUUUGUAUCCGCAUUCAUGCCUUGUGUGGGCUUGGGCCAACCAGAUCGAGAGGAAAUGCUUCAUAAAAUCAAGACCUGCAUCGAGAACCCCGCGACACCAAACACGCAUAGAAAGCAGUUUGAGGUACUGGAGGCCUUGCUCAAGGACCCUGAGGAACCUACCGCCCAAUACAUACUGGCUCCCUUCCAACUUCUCCCCCGAGAAGGAGACGACCCGAAGAGAAUUUUCAGCCUCAGCCAUCCAGGCUUCUUCAUCAGUUUAGUUGCUUCGCUCAGUUAUCCUCUUUCCCGGGGUUCCGUGCAUAUCCAAUCUGCGAAUCCGCAAGACGCGCCUCUAAUAGAUCAUGGAAUCCUUCGUCAUCCGGUUGACCUCGAGCUACAUGCUCGUCAUAGCAUGUGGCUCGAUAAAUUUGCAGAAGCUGAGCCUAUGGCAUCGCUGCUCAAGAAAGGAGGUCAGCGCUUGCACACAGCAGAGCCUUUGACUGAACUUGAAAAAGCGAAAGAAAUUUGCAAGGAGCUCAUCUUGUCAGUUUAUCAUGUUAGUGGAACGUGUGCUAUGAUGCCUCUGGAAGACGGUGGUGUCGUGGAUCCGAAGCUAAAGGUCUAUGGGACGACCAACUUGCGUGUUGUGGACGCCAGUAUAUUCCCCUUGGAGCCUCGGGGCAAUAUUCAAGCGACAGUAUUCGCGGUUGCCGAAAAGGCCGCUGACAUUAUUCGAGAGGGAUAG